Molecule: messenger RNA, 758 nt
Organism: Schistocerca cancellata (South American locust)
Lineage: Eukaryota; Metazoa; Arthropoda; Insecta; Orthoptera; Acrididae
Exons: 5
Coding region: 252-758 (168 amino acids)
Source: RefSeq, a predicted model, not a curated record
UUUGGAUUAUAUGUCUGUUGUAUAUUUAUAUGAAGUGAGCUCUUCAUAUUUGAAUUGUUUACUGCUUAAAGAGUGCGGUUUCUCUUAGAUAAAUAGUGCUUUAGUGUAACAGCGUAGCAGGGGUGGUGCAAGGAAAUAUGUAACCGCCGCAGUUUAAAAACUGACAGUUUCAGAUCGACAGUAGAAAAGCACAGUUCCAGCUGGGGAACCUGCGGAGUCAGUUUCAGCAGGAGGGUGGGGGAGGUGAAGAGAUGGAUCUGGUGACUGGGGAGGGCCAAGAUGCCCUCCCAGUCUUGGAGGGGGAGGUCUCGUCCUCGACGAGCGACGAGAGAGGGGCGGCGGGACCCAACCCCCUGGUGCCACCUCCGGAGGCUGGCGAACAGAUGGUGGUGUCCGAAGCCGGAGUAUUUCCCCAGCAGGGCUUGGAGGAGCAGGAGGUGGAAGAGGAAGUGCUGGAUGGCUCGGUGAUGGGUGACGUUGUAAGCGGCGUGCCGUCGCUGUCACCAGACACAUCUGAAUCUGCUCUCGAGUUGUUGUGCCAGCCAUUUGAGCCCGGCCAGAGUGGUUUAGGUGAUCUUACGGAUUCGUGCUUGGACUUCAUUGUGCACCUGCAACCCGAAUGUCAGGUGGAGGGCCCUUCAGUGGAAGUAGCGACCGUGGAGGAGCUACUGUCGGAGGACGGCUGCAACAUCGACCCCGUGCUGCACCACUGUGGGGGAGGCAGAGCUGGCAAUACUGCAAUGGGGCGAGGGCGAUGA